GUAAAUUGGCUAAGCGCGCUGGCUUGAAGCGGACAUACUUCAUGAUGAUAGAUAUAACAUUUAUCCAUUUAGUAGAUAGCAUUAGCAUGCGGCAAUAGAUAAACCAUGAAAGCAUAUUUUUCGCUCAUAGUAGAAAAAGGUGCAGGAUAGAAUAAUUGUUUAGUUUUUGCUUUAAAAGGGACUUUGGUUCAGCCGAAAUCAGCGACUGCAACACACUUGCACGAAAGUGUCCACCAAGCGUCCCGGGCGGCAUCUUUGACAAUUUGUUAAAGUCCCAAGACCGUUUGUAGGUGAAAUUCCGGGUAAAGUAUCAGAGUACCCAGAAUAAAAAGGUGUGCAGUUUGCCGGGGCGUCUUUUACACAUAUGGCUCGACGGCCCAAGGAAGCUCCUGGACAUGGAGACACGGAGGAGGGAUCAGACAGCUUGGACAGUAGUGAGUUUUCCCGAGCCCCGGACGGUGGGUGGGGCUGGAUGGUGUGUCUAGGCUCGUUCUUGAUUAACUUUAUGCUCGACGGGACUAUGUUCUCCUUCGGAGUGCUUCUCUUGGAAUUACUGGACUAUUUUGGCCAAGGCAAGGCAAAGACUUCCUGGAUUGGAUCUUCAUUGCUGGGAAUGAGUAUGUUCAUGGGUCCAGUUGUCAGCAUCCUACUCGAGCGUUACACGUGCAGGCAAAUCACGAUCGUAGGGACGUUAAUAUCCGUGGUGGCGUUCGUCGUCAGCAUCUUCUCUCCUAACGUAGAAAUGCUCAUCAUCACCUAUGGCAUAAUUGCAGGAGUUGGUUUUAGCAUGUCCUUUAUUUCUGCCAUCAUCGUUGUCGGCCUCUACUUCAACAGAAGGCGAGCGAUUGCUACUGGGAUCGCCAUGAGCGGUAGUGGGCUCGGGACAUUUGCUUAUGCCUACAUAACGGACAUGCUUAUUAGCCAGUACGACUGGCGAGGAACGAUUCUGAUCCUAGCUGGUGUGCUAUUAAAUGGGGUUGUUUGUGGCAUUCUCUUCCGUCCCUUGUCAGACUGUUACACGGUGGGCCGUGAGAGUAGCUCAGAAUAUAUUUCUGGCCCAAGUGACUCUUCAAAGGGCACCACAGAGCUACGGAAAUUGUUGUUGGAAAGGAAAUACAAGGAGAUGUGUGAUGAGCAUGAUUAUGACGUACCAAAGAUUAAGAAUAUGUCAUGUAGGCUAACUGUGAGCACUGCAAAUAUGGUACGCCUGCCAGCGGACACUUCGGUGUUUUUAGAGGCGAGGGAAUUCUCAAGUCAGACGAACUGCUUAAGAACGAGAUUAAAACCCAUGAAAAACCAAAUGUCGGGGUCAAGUGUUUUCUAUAGUGGAUCUCUGAACAACUUAAAACAUAGACAUACUGUUGGUUAUCAUAGAUCUGAUGAGAUGGUUAAGCCCUCUGUUGCCAUGGACAACGAAAAUGUUGCAGGAACAUGCCAAGGGUCUUCAACGCUUGCUGACAUUUUGAAAACAAAUAUCAACUUGUUUAGAGACAAAAUAUUCGUUUUACUCCUAUUAACCAACGUUUGCUGGACAGUUCAGUCCGUCCCGUUGACUUACAUUCCCGAUCUGGGCGUUACCAAGUCACUGACGACAUCUGAGGCAGCCACGCUUAUCUCCAUUGUGGGAAUCACGAACAUCAUAGGCAGGAUUUUGUCGGGCCUCAUCACAGACUGUCUCAACGUCAACUGCACGCACACGUACAUAGUGACGUUAUUCAUGGCUUCUGCUGUGAGCUUUCUCAUGCCAUGGUGCAAUGGGUUUGCAACUUUGGCCAUAUGCAGCGGUGUCUUUGGGCUCUGCAUGGCAACGCAUGUGUCAAUGCGGACAAUAGUCUUGGCAGACCAUUUGGGAAUUGAACGGUUGACCAGGUCGUUUGGUCUGGUAGCACUUUUCCAGGGAAUAGCCUUCCUCACCAACGCCCCUCUUGCAGGUUUCUUGUAUGAAACGUUCGACUCCUACGUAAUGCCGUUCAGUUUCGCUGGAAUGAUGUACUUCCUAUCAGGACUGUUCUGUUUGGCUGUGCUCUGCCUUGAUAAACAUACAAAUAGAGGGAUUGAAAUCAUAAUUGAGAGCAGGAAUGUAGGAUAAAUAUGUAUCCUGGAACUCAACCGCUCUCUGUUGUUGGUAUUUGUUUAAUUGUUUGAGCAGUUUAUAGUAUAACAAUUGAUGUUCAGACGAAAACUAGAGCGAAUAUGUGUAAGAGUGACCCCUGAUAUACGUUUUUCAUAAUGAAAAAAAUAUUGAGCAGUUUCGAGAUUAUUGCUGACUUUGUUAACUAUUGAUGUUCAAACGAGAAAAAGGUAAAAUAUUUGUUGAGACGGUUUAUCAAAUGAAGGGUUUCUUGAGCAGUUUCAUGACUGUUGUUGACAGUAUGUGUUUAUUUGGUCGAUCAAUUUAGACGUCGGUGCUAAAAAGGACAGCCGGAAGGCUGAUUGAUAGACAAUCAGACACAUUAUACGUGUCGAAACUAAAUUUUAAAGCAAGGUUACGUCUAGAAUAAGCAUGUUUUAUACGUAUUUAUUUCAUACUUGUUAAACUUCCGUCUAAAAUAUUGUAUGAUUUAAACAAUAAGAUAUGGAAAUAGCAAAAGAAGUCCAUUUCUCCCAUCUAAGAUAAGUAGAUCCAAAAAUUUGGCCUUGGUGGAUUUUUUUUCCCACCUCAGAUAAGUAGAUCCUAAAAUUUGGCCAUGCUAGACAUCCAACAAGUACCCGUAUGGAACUUUUUAUUGUUAUCACACAAUUACCUGCCUUGUUGAAGACCGUCGUCUGUAGCAUCAAAGAAACCUUGUCUUGUGACAAUACUUAAAAUCCAAACUAAUUAUUUCUCGCUUCAAAUGGUACCAAAAAAAGGCUUUCACGCUGCAUACAAGAAAUAAUGCUGCACUCUCCUCAGAACUAUUUAAAGCUGCACUCUCACAGAUUGAACGUUUUGACAACUUUUGGAACGAGCCAAUUUUUGCGAAAAUCCAUCGAAACCAGUUAUAUAAAACUGCUGACAAAAUUGGAUUGCAAAUUUUUAUAUUUAAGUUCAAAAAUUGAUGUUUUAUGCAUUUUUCUUAAACCGUUAGUAACGGUUUAAGCCAUAAAACAUUAAUUUUCGAACGGAAAUAUGAAAAUCUGCGAUCAGAUCUUUUGUCAGCAAUCUUUUAUCAUUGGUUUGCAGAUAUUUAUGCAAAAUUUUGCUCUUUCCAAGACAAAAAAAAAUAAAAAAUGUAAAAAUGGUAAAUCUGUGAGAGUGCAGCUUUAAAUAACGAUUUGACUAUUUACAUAAUCUUAAUCACUUCGCGCAUAUCCAUGACGACCACGAAUUAUCACAUAUCUAUACGCGAAUAAGUUUCACCACGCACACAAGAGGUCCAGCGAAAAAUACAUCUUAACUUUAUUUUGUUUAACGGAGGUGGGAGAAAAAGCAUCUACCACUCGGCCAUGGAAGAUACUUAAAAUCGCAGAUGCGCAAUUCUACCACAAUACUCCGCAAAAGCUAAAAUAGACAUUUUUCGUUGAGCUUAAAUGUUCUUGUAAAUUAAACUAUUAUUAUUUCAAUUUAAAAUGUAUGAAAUAAAAGAAAAUUGUUUUAGUCGGUUGAAGUGUGGUAAUGUAUCAUUUCUAGUUGGUCGAGAUCUCGUGCGAUAUGAACUUAAGGCAAGCAGCUAUAAGUGAUAUAACGCCACAGAUCAACUGAAUGACGCAAACCCAUAUAUAUGUGUGUCGACUAUUCUGCUUUUGUGCAUUUAUAAUCCAAGCUAUAUAUUUGUAUGUUUCGUGAUUUUGAGAAGCAUAAUUUUACGAUAUAUUAAAACUUUUUUUAUUAUU
Messenger RNA from Mya arenaria, 3813 nucleotides. RefSeq names its product monocarboxylate transporter 14-like. Gene Ontology annotation, biological process: monocarboxylic acid transport; transmembrane transport. The transcript is spliced from 7 exons. Bases 365 to 2089 code for a protein of 574 amino acids. The record is from RefSeq and is a predicted model, not a curated record. Gene Ontology annotation, molecular function: monocarboxylic acid transmembrane transporter activity. Lineage: Eukaryota; Metazoa; Mollusca; Bivalvia; Myida; Myidae.